AUGCGGGUUCAGUGUCCACUGGGUAGCGCCACAACGAGCAUCUUUCGAAGCAGCUGAACGCGAGUCGCGACUCUGGAGAGGCUAAAAUAAUUCUCGCGUUACAACUGUUGCCUCAGAGGCUCACAUGCUGAGGCAGCUGAGUUGUUUGGUGACUUCACGGGUGUGUUCGCCUCACACUCGCAGUUUUAAUUUGGUUUCUUUUCAAUAUAAUCGGCCAGAUUGUUUCCGCAGAUCGCAAUCAUGCGAUUCCCAAGCACUUUCUUCCUCCGACUUGAUAGCCAUCAAGCUGCAAUAGUAGUGGCAAUUUUAGAACUGUUCUUCCAUGUGCCGUUUGCUUUUGUCGUGAAAUUCGUUCACUCUGUUUUAGCCAAUUCGCCAAAGGUGGAAGAAUUUAUAGUAAAGAGCGGUGAUAAACGUGAAUUUGAAUUAUUCCUAGUCUCAUUGAACGGGAUUUUAGCGUCUGAAGUGUUCAUGAUCUUUUCGAUAAUACUCAUGCUUUUUGGAGUCAUCAAACGAAUGAGGUGGUUCUUGGUCCCUUGGUUCAUUUUGACAAUAGUAGACAUCCUGGGCACGCUCCUGAUGUACAUUGAAGUGGCGGAUGGUUCAGUCGCAAUAGUGAACAUGGUAGCGCCCAUCUUACUCUUGACUGCGGCCGUAAUUGCGAUUAUAGGCAAUGAGUGCUACGUGCUCCUGGCCGUCUUCUGCAGUUUCAGAGAGAUUGGCAUGGCAAACAGAAACACGCCAAACAGGGACAACAGUGUCACAGUUCAGUUUCAACCGAUCGGAUCCAAUCCUGCGGGUUUGGUUUAGAUGAAUUUUCGAAAUAAUUUUUUUUAUAAUAUUUUUCGCUGCCAAAGAUCAACAAAGUACCAUUUUACUUCAAUAUUAAAUUCAUUUUAUAAAUAUUCAUUGUGUAUUUCAUAAUAUAAUAUAAUUAUGUUUCAUAAAAUUAAAAUAAUUUAAUUUACAAUUUUCCCGACUAUAGCCCC
Neocloeon triangulifer is the source of this 989-nucleotide messenger RNA. RefSeq lists its product as uncharacterized. The record is from RefSeq and is a predicted model, not a curated record. The transcript has 5 exons. The coding region runs from base 241 to 810 and encodes 189 amino acids. Lineage: Eukaryota; Metazoa; Arthropoda; Insecta; Ephemeroptera; Baetidae.